Molecule: messenger RNA, 3075 nt
Organism: Antrostomus carolinensis (chuck-will's-widow)
Lineage: Eukaryota; Metazoa; Chordata; Aves; Caprimulgiformes; Caprimulgidae
Gene: TEK
Product: TEK receptor tyrosine kinase
Exons: 20
Biological process (GO): endothelial cell proliferation; positive regulation of kinase activity; multicellular organism development
Cellular component (GO): signaling receptor complex; plasma membrane
Molecular function (GO): transmembrane receptor protein tyrosine kinase activity; protein binding; ATP binding
Source: RefSeq, a predicted model, not a curated record
GUUCCUUCAUCCACUCUGUGCCCAGGCAUGAAGUGCCAGGGGAGCUGGAAGUCUCCUAUCCACAAGUUCAACCACAGGAUGCAGGGGUUUACUCUGCCAGAUAUAUAGGAGGGAACCUCUUCACUUCUGCUUACACAAGGCUUAUUGUAAGACGAUGUGAAGCUCAGAAAUGGGGCCCUUCCUGUAGCUCUCACUGCCCUUCCUGCACGAACAAUGGCAUUUGUCAUGAAGAUACUGGGGAAUGCAUCUGUCCUCCAGGUUUUAUGGGAAAAACAUGUGAGAAAGCUUGUGGAGCCAAUAUAUUUGGCAAAACAUGUGAAGAGACCUGUAAAGAAAUCCAUGGCUGCAGAAAUUAUAUGUUCUGUCUACCAGAUCCAUAUGGUUGUUCUUGUGCCACAGGAUGGAUGGGACUGGAAUGUGACAAAGAAUGCAAACCUGGUUUUUAUGGAUCGGAUUGCAAACUCAAAUGUAAUUGUCACAAUCGAGGCACAUGUGACAGAUUUAAGGGCUGCAUCUGUACCCUCGGAUGGCAUGGUCUGCAAUGUGAAAAAGAAGGUAAAGCAAGGUAACACGAUCUUUCACCUCAGAUAGAAAACUUACUAGAUCCUGUAGAACUCAACUCUGGUGUCGAGUUCAAGCCUUUUUGUAUAGCAACUGGGAUGCCCCUUCCUAAAUCCGAAGAAUUUAAACUUUUGAAGCAAGAUGGAACUGUCCUAAGGCCUGCCCUAAUUGUUACCAGUAAUCGCUCUGAAGCUAUGUUUACAAUUAAUCGAAUCCAGCUGCGUGAUACAGGAACCUGGGUCUGCAGUGUGCAGACAGUAGCGGGAAUGGCAGAGAAACCAUUUCAAGUUACAGUCAAAGUUCCUCCUGUGCCACAGUACGCCCCAAGACUGACAGACAGCGGACAUAAUUUUCUUAUUAUUGAUAUCAAUGCUGCGUUACAUCUUGGAGACGGACCUGUUGUGUCAACAAAACUCCUGUACAAGCCAGCAAAACGUUACCAGUCCUGGAUGUCUGUGGAAGUAAAAGGCACAACAAAAAGACUGGACAAUCUGGAACCAAAAACAGAAUAUCAGUUCUGUGUUCAGCUGAGUCGGCAAGGGGAAGGUGGGGAAGGCCAUCCUGGACCACAGGCUAGCUUCACAACAGCUGCGCUUGGUCUUCCUCCACCAGAAGGUCUCACUCUCUUUCCGAAAAGUAUGACAUCACUGAAUUUGUCAUGGCAUCCUUUAACACUGAGGACAGAGGAUGACAUUCGUGUUGAAGUGGAAAGAAAGAGCGUGAAUGACAAUGGUGACGAGAGCAGUGUUAUUACUCAAGUGCCAGGAAAUAUGUCUACGCUGAUCAUUAAAGAUCUUGAGCCUAGACAGCAAUACAUGUGCAGGGUACGGGUGAACACCAGGUCCCAAGGAGAAUGGAGCAACUAUCUGUAUGCAUGGACUUUCAGUGACAGAAUCCCUCCUGCACCAUACAACAUCAGGUUUUCUAACACCACAGACACAUCCUCAGUCAUCUCUUGGACAGCUGCCGAGGGUCAUUCCAUCUCCUCCAUCAUCAUCAGCUACAAAAUUUAUGGCAAGGCUGAGUACAACCACAUUGAUAUUGUCAUAAAGAACACCAGCAUUACUCAAUACCAUCUGAAAGGCCUCGAGCCAAAUACUGUGUACCAGGUUCAGAUUAAUGCUCAGAACAACAUUGGCUUGAGCAACCCAAACACAUCGUUUGAACUGAAGACUCUUCCAGAAACUAAAGCUCAAUAUGAAUCAAAAGGAGGCAAAAUGCUGCUUAUUGCUAUCCUUGGCUCUGCAGGGAUGACCUGUGUAACAAUCCUCCUGGCCUUUCUCAUCAUGCUGCAGUUAAAGCGAGCCAACUUCCAGCGCCGAAUGGCUCAGGCUUUCCAAAAUGUGAGGGAAGAGCCAGCUGUACAGUUUAACUCAGGUACUCUCACCCUGAGCAGGAAAGCCAAAAACAGCCCAGAUCCCACUAUUUAUCCAGUUCUUGAGUGGAAUGACAUAAAGUUUCAAGAUGUGAUUGGGGAAGGUAACUUUGGGCAAGUCCUGAAAGCACGCAUUAAGAAAGAUGGCUUACGCAUGGACGCUGCAAUUAAAAGGAUGAAAGAGUAUGCCUCAAAAGAUGAUCACAGAGACUUUGCUGGAGAACUUGAAGUUCUUUGUAAACUUGGUCAUCAUCCCAAUAUCAUAAAUCUCUUGGGAGCAUGUGAACAUCGGGGAUAUCUUUAUCUUGCUAUUGAAUAUGCCCCCCAUGGAAAUUUACUGGACUUCCUUCGCAAAAGCAGAGUGCUAGAGACGGACCCAGCAUUUGCUAUUGCCAACAGUACUGCAUCGACACUUUCCUCUCAGCAACUUCUGCAUUUUGCAGCAGACGUUGCUAGAGGGAUGGACUAUUUGAGCCAGAAACAGUUUAUUCACCGAGAUUUGGCAGCAAGAAACAUCUUGGUUGGAGAAAAUUACGUUGCAAAAAUAGCUGACUUUGGCUUAUCAAGAGGUCAAGAAGUUUAUGUUAAGAAGACCAUGGGACGGCUUCCAGUGCGAUGGAUGGCAAUUGAAUCUUUAAAUUACAGUGUUUACACUACAAACAGUGAUGUAUGGUCUUACGGUGUCCUAUUAUGGGAAAUUGUUAGUUUAGGUGGAACACCAUAUUGUGGCAUGACAUGUGCAGAACUCUAUGAAAAACUGCCUCAAGGGUACAGACUGGAAAAGCCUCUCAACUGUGAUGAUGAAGUGUAUGACCUAAUGAGACAGUGCUGGAGAGAGAAACCAUAUGAAAGACCAUCAUUUGCUCAGAUACUGGUGUCACUGAACAGGAUGUUAGAAGAAAGGAAGACCUAUGUGAAUACUACCCUAUAUGAGAAGUUUACUUAUGCAGGCAUUGAUUGCUCCGCUGAAGAAGCUGCUUAAGACAGCAGAAAUCUUCAUUCAUCAAUGAUAUAUGGAAGAAAAGCAAAACUCAAUCUUCUGGAGCCCAAAAUGUGAUGUGAUGUGUAGAACUGUGUAUAGCUCUAACUGUAUAUAAUACAGUUUGACUACAGAUAUGUAUGUGUAUAUCACACAAUAA